AUGUCGGCUGUCUGGGAUAACAUCGAGGCAACCAAAGCGGAAGUGGCGGAAUACAAGUCGGCUCCCGGUCGAGCACGAAAGUCAGCCGUGGAAGCCUUCUUCGCAGAUGACGAUGAGGUGGAGCCAGGCGGAACUGAUGACAAGGUCCUCGCAGUGCUGAAAAGAGAUUCAUCGCACAUCAUGGGCUUGAAGCUUGAUAUGCCGAGGGAGCUAUGGCAACGAUUGGAGCGAAGCAGUCCCAUUCCUUGGAUAUUCAGCCACUUGAAUGACCUGCAUGUCACACCACCGAGCAGAUGGCGCGGUCAACCACGGAUUCCCUUCCUCGCUCCGCAUCUGCGGGUUCUGCGUUCCGAUGGCUUCGAGGCAUAUGCCAUCCAUCAACUGGUGUCAUCUAGUCUGACGACGUUGGUCCUCCUUCAUGCUGGUAGUCAGCGAAAAGCGCACGUUCUAGCGACACUGCGAGCCGUACCAAAUCUAGAGCAGCUCCCCCUUCGAGUCUGUCUUGCGGAGGAGGAGAAAGGUGGUAUGGAUGCUAUGAUGAUCGCAAAUCUCCCGGCCCUUAGAUACUUUGAGUUGUGCCUUGAAUGGGAGGAGAAUCUCUGGCUUCUAGGAGCGCUCCGUUACCCAGACACGACCUCCGUGAUAUUCGGCCUCUCAUACGUCCGUGAGUGGGAGACGGCUGUCCUGCUUGAAGGCGUCGGCACGAUUAUCAACGGAGCUGUAUUGAAGAAGGCGCUCCGUCGUUGUACCAUCCGUAUCUGGGGCACAGAUGGCUUGAUGAUCUGGUUCUCAAGACUGCCAGGAGAUACGAAUCAUACAAAGAGGGAAGAAGCGAUUACAUUGAUCUUUCGUUGCUACAAAGACGACGAUGAAUACGGCAUCUUGGGACUUCUGACUGAAAACACCAGCCCGUCGCUCGCAGCAGUCGAACACCUCCCUGUCCAGGAAAUGGUGGUUCGCACUGCGGCGAGUGCACAUACAUGGAAGAACGUACUUCGAGCGAUGCCUCGGGUGAGCGACUUGGUGCUCAUCGGGAAUGCAGCCGCGAACUUCCUAGUGGACAUUGGCCCUGCCCUCUGGACUCAUGCAGCCGUGGCUGAUACUAGCAAGGCCGAGGAUGUGUUCACACAACUCGAGAACAUAGCCCUGGACCAGGUCACAUUUGGCUCAGCGAACUUGGUCAGGAGCGCCUACGCAUACCUGCUCAGGUUUGCUCAGGUCCUUCCGAUUGGAAGAGAGAUUAAAAUUACCGUCCACGAGGCAGUCGAUCUCAGAGACGAGGAUGUCAGGCAAGUGGUGCUGGAUGUAGAGAACCUUGGGCCUGUGCUUUUAGCAAUCGAGUACCUGCAGCUCCCUAGAUACGAACAUGCCUGGAAGGUCCUACUUUGGGCGAUAACAUGGGUCGAAGAGUUCAGAUACCGAAAGUCGGUCACCUCGCCAGAGUUGAAGAGAUCCGGUAUGGCGCACGUUAAAAGGGAGUGGUUUCCUAUUUCCUCGCACGCAAGCGGAGACGAACAAUAUAUGACAUACACCCUCUUGCAUCCGCUGCCUAUGCGGGAGGGAUUUCUUCCAAUGGCGCGGCACGAGGACCCGACGAUGCCUCGACCGUAUGGAAGGCAGAAUCAUCUCACCGUGGUUGGCUUGUCCCAACGCGAGGAUACGCAUAGGCUGUCGCCAAUCAGUCGUUUGCCUGCAGAACUAAUGGUCGCCAUCCUCAUCGGCGCUAUCGUCGAUGAGAAGGCCGCAUCAGAGAAAGAAGGGCGCUCGCCACAUUCUUGGCUAAAAUUCCUCCACGUUUGUGGCACCUGGCGUCAGCUCAUAUACACAAAGUCAAGCCUCUGGACGGAGUUCAACGCCACGAGUGCGGACGUAACGCAGUACAUGCUGGAUCGCAGCGGCGCACAGAAAGCGGUGGUGAAAGGGUGCAUGCGCGGGUACCCCGAGGAGAGGUGCGAAGGGAUCCUCUCGGUUCUGCAGAGGGAAUCGCGGCGACUUGAGAGCCUGGACCUCGACAUGCACACGGAGACAUGGCGGGGUUAUUGCCUCGGCAACCCAGAGCCCUGGAUGCUGGACGAGCUCGAGUCCCUAACGGUCGCGAUGCCCAUGUUCUGGUAUGCGCAGGCGCAUCUACCAUUCGCAACCGCGAAGCUUAAGACGCUAGAAUCUAAGAACUUUGACUUCCGCGCCAUCUGGCCGCUCAUGGGCCCCACACUCAAGAAGCUCGUUGUCAGACUUGAUGCGGCGCUACAGACACCGAGGGCCGUCCAUGCCACUAUCAGAGCGGUCCCGAACCUCGAGGAUCUCACCCUGCACGUCAGGCUAUGGAGGAUCAACUUGAUCGACUACUUGGUGACCCCGCAGAGCAUCACUCUCCCAUGCCUGAAACGCAUCGAGUUGUACAUCAACAGCGAGGAGCAUCUGCGGCUGCUUGCCCUGCUCCAGUAUCCUAUCACGGCAUCGACCACUUUCCAGCUGGACUGCCAAGACUCGUUGGUAGUGUCCGCCCUUAUCAGCGGUGUCAGCCAGGCCGUCAACGACGUGGUGGCCAGGCAGGGCCUCCAUCACUGCACCAUGGGGGAGUUCAACACGUCGGGGAUCCAGAUCACAUUCGCCAGGUCCAGGCAAGAGAUGGAAGCGGGGAUGAGUGAACAGGAGUUCAAGCUGGCCGUUAGUGGCUACCAUGUCGAUCAGGAAGCCAAUAUUAUGGGGCAGCUUGCCCAACACCUCGCGCCUGCACUCGCAUUGAUAGAACACCUGCAGUUUUCCAGAGCAACCAACCGAAAUGACAGACGUGCCCAUGCUUGCAAGGUCCUCUUUCGAGCGAUGAUUGGGGUGCGGGAGCUGGAGGCUGUCGGGGGGAAAGCAGCACAAUUCCUAUGGCAGAUACUAGCCCCCCGUUCCGCUCAAGGGACGACCGGGGCCGGAAGAUUGUGCCCCAAUCUCGAGAACGUAACCUUGCGCUGGAUGCCGUUUGGUUGGCCAGAAGAGGAGUCCAAGAUUGAUAAGGCUUUUAGGAAUCUGCUAAGCUUUGCUCAGUGUCUCCAAGUGGGAAACUACCGAACAAAACUCACCAUCGUGGACGGGAUAAAUCUCCCGGAUGAAGUUGUCGAUCGCGUGCGAAGCAUUAUGGUGAACCUGGGGUGGGUUGGGCAAAUCGUGGUCCGGGGGGGUUGGAAAUUGUAAUAGCGGGUGGAAUAACAAUGAGCGGGUCGAAUGAGAGGUGUGUCCAGAGCGCGGGAUGUCAAUCAAAGCGUGCAAAGUUCCCUCGGGUCGUGUCGUAUCCUGUUUCGUACUAUACGUCCUAUUAGCAUACUUUAUCUUUCACCGUCCUGACAUAAGAGUCUAAGUCUCUUGACUCUCUACUCUCUGUGGAAUGCAGAAUGCUUCAAAGUUCCGACGAGCCUGCGAUCUUACCAGAUCAGUUCUUCAUCUAGUCACCAGAGUCGAGGUGAUCAGAGCGAUUCCUGGGUCAUUGCACGAGCCUUUUCU
Messenger RNA from Gloeophyllum trabeum ATCC 11539, 3489 nucleotides. RefSeq lists its product as uncharacterized. The transcript has 5 exons. The record is from RefSeq and is a predicted model, not a curated record. Lineage: Eukaryota; Fungi; Basidiomycota; Agaricomycetes; Gloeophyllales; Gloeophyllaceae. The coding region runs from base 1 to 3183 and encodes 1060 amino acids.